Molecule: messenger RNA, 947 nt
Organism: Paramecium primaurelia
Lineage: Eukaryota; Ciliophora; Oligohymenophorea; Peniculida; Parameciidae
Source: the annotation of a GenBank genome assembly
AUGGGUUCGUGUAAUAGCUGCACUUUCUAAAAAUAGUUGCAGUCUAACCUUGAAUCAGAGGAUGAUAGUAAAAUGGUCUAAAUAUCAAAAACUACAUUGAAUAAAGGCACAGGGACGUUUGAAAAGAGUAGAAUAGAUUUAGAAGAUAAUUAAAUUGCAGAUGAGAAUAGUCUUGAAAACAGUUAACAAUUACCUACUUUUAUUUAAUAGAGAAAAAUAACAGAAAUAGUAGUGUAAACAAGAAUGAAUAGAUUUAUGAAGGAUAUUGAAGAGGAAGUAAGAUAUCGAAUAAAAUAGAUGUAGUUUAUACAUGAUUACCUAGAUAAUUAGAAGAAAAAGAAUAAUUGGACAAGCUAAAUCAAUCACAAUAACAUUCCAUGUCAUUUUAAGAUUAAAAACAAGAUUCUGUGGAUUUUAACAGUGCACACUUUAAUUAAUCUAUCUCAUUCUAAAAUUCAUAAGAUUUCUAAAAUAUAUAAAAUACUCCAUCUAAAACUUAUUUACCAAGACAAUAUUCUUAAUUUGCACCUAAAAAAGAUAAUGAUACUGUGACCUAUAAUUCUUAAAUAAGUUAGACAGUAAAUUCUUACAAAUCAAAAACUCCACCAAGAGAUAAAAAUAAAACCAUCUAAACUUUAAAGGAUGAAGAAAAAAGUAUUUUAGCAAGUUUUGGAAGUCAAAAUAAUAAUCCACGUAAUUCAGAUUCUUAAGAUGUUUAAUUUAGUGAUCAUUUCCGUGAAUAAGUCUCAAGUAAUGCUAGUAAAGAUCAUAGUGUCAAAAGUAUAUUAAAAACUAGUUAAAAUUUUUAAGAUUUAAAAAGAAAUUAUUCAAUAAAAUCAACUUAUACAAAUGUAAAACAAAAAAAAGUCUCAUUCUCAGUAGAAACAAAUUACUAUAGUUCCAGAACUACAAAAAGAAACUAAACUAAUCUAUUAAAUAAAGCAUGA